GGUGGCUUUUGUGCUGUCCCGUUUGCCUCCUGGCUCAGCUUGAGCUCACUCUGUGACUGUGUCUCGCAGCUGAACCCCGACUGGAGCAAGUACGAUGACAGGUUAAUGAAGGCAGCUGAGAGGGGCGAUGUGGAGAAGGUUUCAUCCAUCCUGGCCAAGAAAGGGGUCAGUCCCACCAAGCUGGAUGUGGAAGGGAGAUCCGCGUUCCAUGUUGUAGCAUCGAAGGGAAACCUGGAUUGCCUGAACACCAUCCUGGUGCACGGAGUUGAUAUCACAGCCACGGAUGCUGCAGGCAGAAACGCCCUGCAUUUGGCUGCAAAGUAUGGCCAUGCUUUGUGCUUGCAGAAGCUCUUGCAGUACAAUUGUCCAACAGAGAACGUGGAUCUCCAGGGAAGAACUGCUCUUCAUGAUGCAGCCAUGUCCGACUGCUCCGCCAGCAUCCAGCUGCUCUGCGACCACGGCGCUGCCGUCAACUCCAAGGACGGGGACGGGAGGACACCGCUGGUGCUGGCCACCCAGAUGUGUCGCCCCGCGGUCUGCCAGCUGCUCAUCGACAGGGGGGCCGAUGUCAACGCCAGGGACAAGCAGAGCAGGACUGCCCUGAUGCUGGGCUGUGAGUAUGGCUGCAAGGAUGCCGUGGAGGUGCUGCUCAGGAACGGUGCUGACGUUGGCUUGACCGACGGCCUCGGGCACGACUGCGCUUACUAUGCCAGGAUUGGGGACAAUAUCGACAUUUUGGCUUUAAUAAAAGCUGCCCUUGAGGACUCCAGCAGAGGAAGAGACAGCGUGAAGAGAGGGCAGGCUGAGCAGAAGGUCACCAGCGCGUCCCAGAAGUGGGGCCGGGGCUAUGGAGCGCAGGAGGAGCUCAGAAUGUUCCAGAAGGAGCCCAGUGCUCAGGAGUUGGAGUUGGAAAACCAAGAUUUGAAAGAUCGAAUGAGAGAAGUGCAGGAGGAGCAGAGGAUGCUGCUGGACAGGAUCAGUGGGCUGCAGCUGCAGCUGACUGAGGAGCAAAUGUUUGCAGAUGAUCUUGAGAAUGAGAAAGAUGAGUUGAAGAAAAUCCUGACUACCAAGGAAAAGCAGCAGGAAGAAAGUUUAAGGACUAUUGAAGCUCUCAAAGCUAAACUCAAGUAUUAUGAAGGUGAGUCUGCAGGGUCUGGAGGUAACUUUGGAAACAGGAAAGAAGAUUUAUUGCUUAAACAAGGCCAAGCACUUGCAGUGGAGUCCCAGUCCAGGUCUAUGCUGAGGCCCCUGGAGCUCUCCCUGCCCACCCAGUCACCCAGCUCAGAGAAGGAAACUUUGAAGAAGGAACUGGAGAGCCUGAGGAGCUGCUUUGGUGCAGCCAAGGAGGAGAUCAGCAGGCUGCAGAGGGAGCUGGCCCUGAAGGGCUCCGAGUGCCAAGCCCUGGCCUCGGAGUGCCAGAGGAGCAAGGCGGAGGCAGACGGGCAGAUCAGACAGCUGGAGGAUGCUCUGAAGGACGUGCAGAAGAGGAUGUUUGACUCUGAGGGCAAAGUGAAGCAGAUGCAGAGCCACUUCCUCGCUCUCAAGGACCACCUGAGCAACGAGGUGGCCUCGGGGAGCACCAAGGCCACCGAGGAGCUCAAGGAGCAGCUCCGGGAGAUGAAAACCAAGUACGAGGGAGCCUCUGCUGAGGUGGGGAAACUGAGGAACCAGAUCAAGCAGAAUGAAUUGCUGGUGGCAGAGUUCCAGAGGGACGAGGGGAGGCUGGUGGAGGAAAACAAAAGGUUGCAGAAGGAGCUUGUCAGGUUGGAGACGGAGAGAGAUAAAAGGGGCAGGAAUGUCGAGGAGUUGGAAGGGCAGCUGAGAGAGACAGCAGCCAAACUGGCCCAGUCUGUGAGCGCAGAGAAGUUUGAGAACAUGAAGAGUUUGCUGUCAAACGAGGUGAAUGAGAAAGCGAGGAGAUUAGCAGAGGUGGAGGGGGAGCGGGAGAAGCUGCAGGCAGAGGUUGUGCUGUUACAGAGGGAGUCUGAGAGCCAGAGAGCUCAGCUGGCACAGCGUGUGAAGCCAGAGGAGCACGAGCAGAUGAGGAGUGGGUUUGAGCAGAGGAAAGAGGAGCUGGGGAAGGCAAUUUCUGAGCUAUCUCAGAAGAAUGAGACUCUGCAGAAGGAACUUGAAAGAUUGCAGGCUGAUAACAAGGUGCUGAAGCAGCAAGUCCAGAUGCUAAAAACUGAAAUUAAAAGCCAGAACGUGCCUUUAAAAAUUCAUGAGGAGUUGAAGAAAACAAACGAUCUGGCUGUGGGUGACCUGACAAAAAAGCUUUUUGAAAUAACAAAGAAGUACAAUGAAAGCAAAGCAGAAGCUGAAAAGCUGCUGGCAGAGAAGAAGGACUUAAGUGAGAACAUCAGCCACUUGCAAGCUGCCUACCUGUCUCCAGAGCAGCACAAGAAAGAGGUGGAAGCUUUAAAAUCGAAUGGGAUUGCCCUUGAAAAGCAGCUUGCUGAGCUCCAGGAGAAAUAGGUGAGCGAGAACACAGGCUUGAGGGACACCCUGAGGGAUCAGUACGUGCUGGCCACCACGCACGAGGAGGUCAAAACUGCCCUGAACAGCACCCUGGAAAAGACCAACGGGGAGCUGUCAGAUCUGAAGGGCAAAAUUGGAGAGAUAAAGCAAGAGUUCCUGAGGGUAAAUGAAGAAAAUGGAGCUUUAAAAGAUCAGGUGAAACUCUUACAGAAGCAAUUAAAGACGGAGUAUAUAAGUUUAAAGGAUCACGAAACCACGGUAAAUACUUUAAAUAAAAGCGUGCAAGAGCUGCAGGAGAACAAUGCUGCCGUUAGGGCUGAGCACGAGAGGGGGCAGGAUGAAAUCUCACAGCUGCACGCAGAAAUCGAAGCCCAGAAGAAGGAACUGGACACAAUUCAAGAGUGCAUCAAGUCAAAAUAUGCCCCGGUGGCCUCCUUUGAGGAGAGGGAGCAGAGCUUGGAGGCCACAGUGAAGGAAUUAAGGGCAGAGCUGCAGGAGCAGGAGCAGAGGCGCAGGGAGAGCGAGGAGGAGGCGCAGAGGUGCAGGGAGGAGAAGGAGAAGCUGCAGAGCGGGGUUGUGUCCAUCCAGAGGGACCUGCAGCAGAGCCACGUGCUGGCCGAGAGGUCCCGCCAGCUGGAGCGGCUGUGUGCCCGCGGCAUGGAGGAGCUCAACCUGCAGCUGAGGGUUCUGCUGGGCAAGUACUCGGGGCAGGAGGGCCAGGAGGGGCAGCAGGACGGGGCCCUGGCGCAGCAGCCCCCGGCACAGCAGGUGGAGGCGCUGAGGGAGGCUCUGGCUCGCACGGUGCAGGAGCUGCAGGAGGCCCUGAGCAGGAAGGAGGAGCGAUACGGCCGGGAGACGCUCCUGGUGCGGGAGCUGCAGCGGGAGCUGGCCGAGCUGAAGGAGGGCUCGGUGCCUCUGGGGGAACACACCCAGCUGAAGGAAGGGCUGCAGGGGGAGAUGGCGGCCCUCAAGUCCAGCCUGAAGGAGAAGGAGGCGGAAAGCCAAGCCAAGAGCGAGGAGGUGCUGGGGCUGCAGGAGGAGCUGCGGCUGAGCCAGCGGGCCUUGGCCGAGCUGCAGGGCCAGCAGGAGGUGGCUGUGGCAGAGUACAGCUCCAUGAAGAGCGCCCUGGAGGCCCAGGUCAGCAGCAUGGCUGGCCACCUGGCCAGCAUGAGCCACAAGUACGAGCAGGCCUGCGAGGAGGCUCUGCAGGCCAGGAGGAGCGAGCUGUCCCUCAAGGACGAGAAGGAGCUGCUCCAGCUGCGCAGCUGCAGCAUCGAGCAGGAGAUCAAGGACCAGAAGGAAAGGUGUGACAAAUCGCUGACAACCAUUAUUGACCUGCAGAAGAGGAUCCAGGAGUCUGCAAAGCAGGUGGAAGCCAAGGACAACAAGAUAACAGAGCUGCUGAACGACGUGGAGCGGUUGAAGCAGGCUCUCAACGGCUUGUCCCAGCUGACAUACACCACUGGGAUCCCCUCCAAGAGGCACAACCAGCAGGUGGAACUGCUCCAGAGCCAAGUGAAAACACUCCAGCAGCAGCUGGCUGACGCCAAGCGGCAGCACCAGGAGGUGGUGUCGGUGUACAGGACACACCUGCUCAGCGCUGUCCAGGGUCACAUGGAUGAAGAUGUCCAGGCUGCCCUGCUGCAGAUCAUCCGGAUGAGGCAGGGCCUGGUUUGCUGAGGGCUGCUGCGCCUGUGGGAUGAGAACCUUCAGGGCUUUAUGUGGAUAUUAA
Cyanistes caeruleus (blue tit) is the source of this 4210-nucleotide messenger RNA. Lineage: Eukaryota; Metazoa; Chordata; Aves; Passeriformes; Paridae. The record is from RefSeq and is a predicted model, not a curated record.